Messenger RNA from Xyrauchen texanus (razorback sucker), 9851 nucleotides. RefSeq names its product histone deacetylase 4-like. The record is from RefSeq and is a predicted model, not a curated record. Lineage: Eukaryota; Metazoa; Chordata; Actinopteri; Cypriniformes; Catostomidae. The transcript has 27 exons. Gene Ontology annotation, cellular component: histone deacetylase complex. Gene Ontology annotation, molecular function: histone deacetylase activity. Gene Ontology annotation, biological process: negative regulation of transcription by RNA polymerase II; chromatin organization. Bases 340 to 3486 code for a protein of 1048 amino acids.
CGGAAUCCGUUGGCGAGUGGAACUGUAGUUGGCGCGCUCUCCAACGGGAAUAAAGUCCGGUGCGGUGCACCCAAUCGCGGCGGAGCUGCGGAGAGUUCGACCGUUGAGUGAAGAGGAACUGACACCAACUGAGUUGGAUUACGGCCAGAAGGGGCACUGUGUGCAUCUGAGCAUCUCUCUAUCCCUGUACCGUGUCUCUCUUGAUCUGUCUGUCCAGUCAACAGUGGAUGGUGACCAGCCAACAAACCCUAGAGGAGCCGUGAGGCACUUCUCAAAUCCUCAUCCGCCAGGACAAACUCCUCUAAUAGUCGGGCCACUUCAGAAAGAGCUGCUGACACAAUGAGUUCCCACAGCCGCCCAGAUGGACUUCCCGGUAAAGAACAUCCACUGGAGCUUCUGAAUCCAUCUGGAGUCAACCACAUUCCUCCUGUUGAUGUGAGUGCGGCUCUGCCACUGCAAGUGCCCCCCUCUGCUAUCCCCAUGGACCUGCGCGUGGAUCACCAGUUUGCUCUUGCCCCGGCGGACCCGGCUCAACGUGAGCAGCAGCUACAACAGGAACUGCUUGCGCUCAAGCAGAAACAGCAGAUCCAGAGGCAGCUCCUCAUCGCAGAGUUUCAGCGGCAGCACGAGCAGCUCUCACGCCAGCAUGAAGUGCAGCUGCAGGAGCAUGUCAAGCAUCAGCAGGAUCUUCUGGCCCUGAAACAUCAGCAGGAACUUCUGGAGCACCAGCGAAAGUUGGAGAGACAUCGCCAGGAACAAGAGCUGGAGAAACAACAGCGGGAACAGAAGCUUCAACUACUCAAGAACAAAGAACGUGGCCAAGAGAGUGCUGUGGCGAGUACUGAGGUGAAGAUGAGGUUGCAGGAGUUUGUCCUGAAUAAGAAGAAAGCACUGGCCCAGAGGAGUCUCAACCACUGCUUGCCUAACGACCCACGCUACUGGUACGGGAAAACCCAGCAUAGUUCACUGGACCAGAGCUCGCCACCUCAAACAGGGAUUUCCACUUACAACCACUUACAGCUGGGAAUGUACGACCCCAAAGAUGACUUCCCACUCCGCAAGACUGCUUCUGAGCCCAACUUGAAGCUGCGCUCCAGACUGAAGCAGAAAGUGACAGAGCGCAGGAGUAGCCCGCUGCUGCGGAGGAAGGACGGGCCUAUCACUACUGCUAAGAAACGUUCUCUUGACAUGGCAGAAUCUGCAUGCAACAGUGCUCCUGGUUCAGGCCCAAGUUCACCCAACAACAGUUCGAACAACAUUACCAAUGAGAAUGGCAUCGCUGGAUCCAUCUCUAACUGUCCAAUGGAGCCAUCAUUGGCACACAGACUGGCUGGUAGAGAGGGACCUGUUAGCCAGCUGUCACUAUACACGUCACCCUCCCUCCCCAACAUCACCCUGGGUCUGCCAGCAAAUGGCCCCUCCAACAUUGCAUCUGGCCAGCAAGAUGGUGACAGAAUGGCAGUGCCAGGAAUACCCAUAACCACUCCGUUCAUGCACGGGGCCCAUCUGCCAUCUUACCUGACUGCCUCCAGUUUAGAGCGGGAGAGCGGCUCUGCUCAUAACUCUCUACUGCAGCAUAUGGUGCUUCUGGAGCAGUCAGCGGUGCAGAACUCGCUGAUCACAGGUCUUGGGGGUGUGCCCCUGCAGUCUCAUCCCAUCCACAAGCUCCGGCAGCAUCGGCCCCUGGGACGCACACAGUCGGCCCCGCUGCCUCAGAAUGCUCAGGCGCUACAACAGCUGGUGGUUCAACAACAGCACCAGCAGUUCCUCGAGAAACACAAGCAACAGUUCCAACAGCAGCAACUGCACAUCAACAAGAUGAUGGCGAAGCCAAGCGAGCCUAGCCGACAGCACGAGAGCCACCCGGAGGAGACGGAAGAGGAACUGAGGGAGCACCAGGGGCUAGCCGAUUCCGCAGAGGGUCUUCCUCACGGGGUCACCAUCAAACAGGAACCUCCAGAUGAACAGGAUGAAGAGCUCCAGCUGAGAGAGAGACAGGCAGAGGAAGAGCUGCUCUUCAGACAGCAAGCUCUCCUGUUGGAGCAACAGAGGAUUCAUCAGCUGAGGAACUAUCAGGCGUCAGUGGAAGCGGCCGAGCUGUCAGUGACUUUCCCAGGCCAUCGGCCCCUAUCCAGAGCACAAUCCUCGCCAGCAUCAGCCACAUUUCCCAUCGUAGUGCAGGAACCUCCGGCCAAACCACGCUUUACCACCGGUCUGGUGUAUGACACAUUGAUGCAGAAGCACCAGUGUAUGUGUGGAAACAGUAACAUACACCCCGAACACGCCGGCCGCAUCCAGAGCAUCUGGUCACGACUGCAGGAAACAGGACUGCGCGGCCAGUGUGAGGUUAUUCGGGGCAGGAAAGCCACUCUGGAGGAGUUACAGACCGUUCACUCUGAAGCUCAUGUGCUGCUUUACGGCACCAACCCACUCCGACAGAAACUUGACUGCUCGGGGACACCCAUGUUCGUGAGACUCCCAUGCGGAGGAAUCGGGGUUGACAGUGACACUAUCUGGAAUGAAGUUCACUCUUCCAGUGCUGCUCGUCUGGCUGUGGGAUCUGUGGUGGAUCUGGUCUUUAAGGUUGCAUCAGGAGAGCUGAGGAACGGCUUUGCUGUAGUACGACCUCCAGGACACCACGCUGAGGAAAGCACGCCAAUGGGAUUUUGCUAUUUCAACGCUGUCGCCAUUGCAGCCAAACUCCUUCAACAGAGACUCAACGUCAGUAAGGUUCUGAUUGUAGACUGGGAUGUUCACCAUGGCAACGGAACUCAACAGGCCUUCUACAGCAACCCUAAUGUCCUGUAUGUGUCUCUCCAUCGCUAUGAUGAUGGUAACUUCUUCCCUGGAAGCGGUGCCCCUGAUGAGGUGGGUAGUGGUCCAGGUGUGGGAUUUAAUGUGAACAUGGCUUUCACCGGAGGUCUGGAGCCACCCAUGGGGGACACAGAGUACCUGGCUGCAUUUAGAACGGUGGUGAUGCCAAUUGCCAACGAGUUUGCUCCAGACGUUGUGCUGGUUUCUUCUGGUUUUGAUGCUGUGGAGGGGCAUCCACCACCUCUGGGAGGAUACACGCUAACGGCCAAAUGUUUUGGCUACAUGACCAAGCAGCUGAUGGGACUGGCCGGCGGCCGGCUGGUGUUAGCCCUGGAGGGGGGUCACGACCUCACCGCCAUUUGUGAUGCCUCUGAAGCAUGUGUUUCUGCUUUGCUUGGAAAUGAGUUGGAGCCUCUCCCUGAAGAAGUGCUGCAACAGAGGCCGAACCCCAAUGCCGUUCACUCCAUGGAGAAAGUUCUGGAAGUCCACAGUAAAUACUGGCGCUCGCUGCAGCGAUCUGCCUCGACUCUGGGCUACUCUCUGCUGGAGGCUCAGAGGUGUGAAACUGAAGAGGCGGAGACUGUGACCGCCAUGGCCUCCCUGUCUGUAGCCAACAAGAACUUGGGGAAGAGGACAGAGGAGGAGCCCAUGGAAGAGGAACCUCCAUUGUAGAAGGUCCGUUUAACUGCCUUGAUAACCCUCUUGGCUCAGAGCCUCUUGAAGUCUCCGUGCUCACUCUGCUCUCUCCACUCGUUUCAUUUUUUUGUCCCGCCCCUGUCUGGCAGGGCAUGAUGUGCGCACUUUAAGCAUGGGACUCGAAACGGCCUAAAGAAACCUCCAUGACACCCAGAGUGCAACAGUCUCAGCCGUGUUAGUCAGUCUCUGUCCGUGGCAGAACUACUAGGAUUCUGUACCUGGUCUGUCAACAUGGAUGCAAACUUUUGAGCAGGACAUUGACUUAUGUUCCAUUGUUAGAUGUGAGAGCUGGUGCUUUCAACAACAACUUUUGUUAUCUUUCUUUCCAGAGCCACUAAAGUCCACAUGACUGACUUUGGCUGUGGGCCUCAAUGCAGCCGCAUCCUUCUUGUUUUAUUCGUUGUCAUGUUUGUUUGUCUUUUCUUGAGAAAAGAAGUGACUCGUUCCAUUUGUCAUCCAAGUUACUGCUAAAUGCUUCUGACGUUGAUUUUGGAAGAUGAGAUCUGAGAUUGGGAGAGAGUGAAGAAUUGGGAAACCCAACCGAGAGCCAUUAGAGUGGACAAUGCGAGUUUGUGCCUUUUUUUUGUGAUGGAUUGAGAAGAACAUUGCCUUAAACUAGUUACAGGAGGGGUUGAAGAUGAUGAGCUCCAUUCCACCUCUGUUAUUGCUUUUCAAGAGGUGGUACAUGUGAGGGUCAAAGGCUGGCCUGAAGAAUCGAAAAAACCCCUCAGCAUGUUUACCAGGAACUCCCUGCAGAAAUUGUCAUGCUUCACACACAUUUUUUUUCUUUUUUUUUCUCUGUUCUGUCAUUUUACUGUGCUUGUGUUGGACAUAUCAAAUGAACUUGUAAGGUAGUUGCCAGCUAUCCAAGGGCAAACAUUGUUUGAGCACUUUUCAAUUGAAUUCUCCAGUGCUUUAGAAGGCAAGCCAACGUGUAGCGACUUUUCAACUCUAAUGACCAAAUACACACCUCGUCCUCCUCUUCGAAAGCAUUGACCAGCAUGCACCAUUGCGGAACAGCUUUCUAUCUGCCAUAGAUUACAGCAACUAUUUCAAAGCAUGAAUUUGCCGUUAAACCAGUAGUUAUCUGCCACUAGCUGCAAGCAUUUAGUAUAGGGCUGCAAUAACGAUUUGUCAUACAUAAAAAAAACACACAAUUUGUGCUUUAAAAGAAACUAUAUUUUUCCCUCUCUCAACUUUUAUACUCAUGAAUGUCUAGUUUUCCGAUUCCUUUACAGUUAAUCAAGGCCACUAGCGUAUCACUACUAUUAUUCUACUCAGCAGAUGGUCAGUUUUAUUGACACCUUUAAAAAAACAAGAGGAAAAGGGCUGGUUAAGAUUUUAAAUGAACCAUUUCGCCUUCAGAUAUGCCUCCUGGUGAGAUAUAGGGCUGGUGUAAAGCGACACGUUUCCUGCCGACUGGCCUGUGCAAGGGCAUCGCUACACAACGUAAUGGUCCUUUUACUAUAGGGGCAGGUGCUACAACACAAUCCAGGAAGUAGUGAGACCACCAGCUUCCACUCAGAAAACAAUCGUAAAAACACCUCUGAGACAACUGUGAUACUCAGACAAUCUGCAUGUGACUAUUUUGAUGUAGAGUUUUGUAGCUGCAUCCUUGACCUGUAGGGGGCAGUGCACCAAUGCUUUUAAAUGGCACAUACAGUAGAACUGUACAUAUAUAUGCAAUUAUGCAUGCUGACAGUUGAUCAUUUGGCUUGACUUUGAUUGUACAUUUACCUUUUGGAUUCUGGACUGGUUAAGUGGUAAUUAUUUUGUUUGACAACACUGACUCAUGUUUAGCCUCUUGGCAACUACCUUUGGCAUUCUUUUUCAUGUGUAUCAUGUACGUUAAAUAUGAGACACAUUAAGGAAGGCGAUUUGAUUCACUGUUGCCAUUGUUCCUUGACUUCAUUUUUGUAUAUGCCUGUCACGUAUGACUACUCCACUAUGGGCUUUCGCCCAUUUUGUUUCCCUGUUUGUCUAUGUUUUAUUACUUUUUUCUGGCCUUGUGACCUUGUUUGUCCUGUUUUUGUACUUUUUUUUUUUUUUUUGUUCAUUGUUCAUUUAUAUAGUUGACAAUGUGUUUUACAUGCAUAAGAUCUUUAGUUUCUUGUUUCAGAGAGUAACAGACUUUUUUAAACUUUUUUUUUUUUCAUUUGUUUUAACUUUUAUUAGUUUUUUAUAGGUGAAGGGAGGGAGAUGGUUUUACUUUGUAUACUGAUUCCAACAAUUGUGUAUUUACUGCGUUCUGUUCAUAAUAGAUUUAUAUUACAAAGAUCUAUAGAUAUAUUAUAUAUUAUAAAUAUUGCAGACUCAAAUGAGAAAAUUAGUAUUGCAAAGUGAUGUACAGUAUAUCAGUACGUGGUCUGGCUUUUCCCAUCACUGGUUUCACUGAAGGCACUGUUUAAAGCUGCUGUUGGUUUUAUGCAUUCACAGUAGCAUUACUCUGGCACCACAACCGCUUAAUCAAAAGUCAAAAUGCUCGUCAUGAUUCUGGCUUCAUUGUGACAGAGCUCUUACUAAGCUAAUACAAAAAGCGCUCGGAAAAUAUUAUGGACUGACACUUUAAAUUUAAUGCCGAGUGAAUUUGGUUUGAAAAGUAGAGUAGAUGCUGACAUCACAAUUAUCUUUGUUUCGUCAAUGCAAAAUGGAUUUCAGUUGUUAUAUUCUACCUUUCAGGAUUUUUAAUAUGUUUGAGUUCCUUAAGUUAGCAUUGGGUAAAUCUCUCCAAACCUGUUCAGAACAUGCCUGGGUCGUAUUUCCUUCCCAAAAUCAGAAGAUAUUAUAUUUUGCUUAAAUGUUAAUAAAUGUAUAUUUAAGCAUAUCAAUAUUGAAAGUAUAAUAAAUGAAGAUAUUUACAUUGUGACAUUAUUUUCAUGAAAAUUAAGCAAAUUUCCCCCAAAUUCCAACUUGCUCUCAUGGCAAAUAGUAAUAAUCAUACUAUUAUUACGAUUUGCCAUGAGACUGGGUUGGCGAAAUCGUAUGUGUUGGCUUGUACAAAAACAUACAACUUUUACUCCCAUAAAGAAAAAUAAACAAACCAUGUUAUUGAAAGUUUUCCUAAGAUAAACCCCAAACCAAAAACGAACCAUAAAGUCUAACUCCUUACCCAAACCCUGAUUUUAAUUUUCUAAUUUUAAGACAAUCAAUGUUGUGUACAAUGGAAGAAAGAGAAACAUUAGGGUUUUAAGUGAGCAUUCUUACCAUUUUUCCAUAGUUUUGUAUCAAUUUAAAAUUGUUGGUUGAAUGGUUGCUCUCGAUGGGUAUAAAAGUUUUCAUUAGAACAAAGCUGUAUGAUAUCUUACAAUUUUAACAACUUGUACAACUGAUUACGAGCUGAGACUUCCAAAAUCUCAUCGCUGUAAUGCAAAAACGUAAUUACUUGAAUGUGAUAUUUUUAUACAUCAUGGCAGUAUUUGUUGUUCUUUUAAGUCAUGCUGAUUUAAAGGACCCACUUAAUAUUAGAUGUCUUUAACUAUUAUGUACUUAAGCAUUUGACACAAUGUACUUAUUAUGUAAAUACCUGCUGUUGCAUUGUACUUACAUUUAAAGUACCUGCAUUGCAUUACUUCUGUAGUUACACUGUGAACUUUAACCCUAAGCCUAACCCUCUUCCAAUCCUAACCCUACUUGUACCUCAAACUCAGUAGCAGUAAAUGUGAAUCUUGUGACAAUUUGGCAGAAAAACAUGAAGUUACACAUUGUAUUGUAUAGAGGUCGACCGAUAGUGGACUUUGCCGAUACAUAUAACUAAGUUGCUAGAAAAGGCCAAUAACCAAUUAAUCGACCAAUUCAUUUUUGAAAUCGAUUAAUAGAAUGCCAAGACAUUUCCUUAGUCAUCACAGGCAUAGAGUACAAAAUGAAUAAAAUCACAGAUGUAGUUUAUUUUUUUAAAGUGCACCUAUUAUGGUUUUGAAAUGUGCCUAAUUUAGAUUUAAAGGUCUCAUACAAUAGAUUUACAUGCAUCCAAGGUCAAAAAACACUUUAAUUUGCAGCAUUACCUUUUUUCCCCAGUGUCAAAUACAUCUCGUUCAAUGAACCGCUCUAAAGGAUUCAUUCUAAACUCCUCCUUUCAGAGAGCCUACUCUGAUCUGAUUGGUCUACCGCUGUGUAGUCUAGUGUUUGAGGGAGUGUCAAAACGGUUCGCGAGCAGCCAAUGGAGGUGUGUUUUUUGUUACCAAAUUACAUAGGUUAGUACAGGAAGUAAGUCUGGAAUUACUAACGACUCAUCUCAGGUGUUAAGAAUCGGUUCUUUCUUUUGGAAGUCAAUAACUCUGUUUGUCGUGCACUUUGAUUUUUGAAACUUUGCAGACUUUUUUACAUUCACAAACAGCUAUAUAACACACUACAUGAAUGGUAAUAUUUGAAAAACCAUAAUAGGUGCUCUUUAACUAAUAAUAAUCAUAAAUAAAGAAGAUUUGGUGCAUAACAUGGGACUUUUAAUACUAAACAUGCCUGAAACCAACUGGGGACUCUUAUUUUGAAAUGACAGAGACUUGGCUCCAUUAUAAAGCUCUAUUUGUAAUAUUUACCAAAUUAAGGUUUUAUAGCCUAUAUAUUAUUAUUCAUAAUAUAUGAAGUAUGUGCUGAUGAGGGACGUUUCCAGAUGGUCACAUUUUUCUUUGCAUGCAAUCACUUCAAUUUAAAAAAGUAAUUAUCAAAGGAACAUGGAGGAAUAAAAAAAAAUAUCGGGAUAGAUUUUUGCUGAUAACCGAUAGUUCCAAAAAAGCAAUUAUCAAUUAAUCGGUAAAAUCUCUAGAAUUGUGUGUAUUUUAAAGUUUGUACAUAGUAGUUAGAUGCAUCUAAUAUAAAGUGGGAACGAUUUAAAAAAAAAAAAAAAAGUUACAAUCGCCACUAAGAAAAAUAGAAAUUACAAUAAUAAUAAUAAUAAUAAUAAUCUCUAAAGUAAAAUGUCAGGGUGCAUUACAGUAAUGAGAAUUUGGGGUGAAAUGUGCUUAAUUGUCAUGACAAUAAUGUGGUCCUAAAAAUAAGCUUCUGCAUGUAAAAUAAAGUUUCUUUUGGGGUGUAAUAUAACCUGGAUUUUUUUCAUGAAAUUAAAUUCACUUGUUAUUGUUUCGUUUGGGCAAAUGAUGUCAGCAGUCACUCUCCGGACUCAUCUGUUUGUAAAAUAUGUCUUACUCCUUUCAAGAAUUAUCUAUUUUGGGCCUUUUUGCUGUAUCAUAUCCAAACCAUGUCCAUCAAAUCUGAAUUAUUUUUUUAAGGAAGUGCAAAGGCUGACAUUUAUUGAAAAUGUCCUGGAAAAGUAAAGCAGUGUUCCCAAAGAGUCUCGUAAUAACGCUAAUACUCAAACUAAUAAAAACAGCUAGUGACUAAUCGGCCCAUAACUCCAAACCACUUUGCAAUAACAGUCUCAACAACGGCAGCCUAUCCAAUACGGUCUUGCUCAAAGGGACAUCAUUAUCCGGUUCAUCCGGAUAGUCAUUUUACUUUCCUCUUGUUUUGUAUAAAAGAGAAUAAGCAUUCCAUUUGUUUUCCCCAUUUUAUUUUACCUAUCUGUCAUUCCUGCUAAUUUACCAUGAGGUCUGGCCUGAGUGUUGUUUAUUUGCAGGCCAGGGUGAAGUUGAUUUCAUUCUCUCUCCUUGACAGCUGUAGAUUUCUGCAUGGUUUGUGUGUCAGCAUGCCUGUAUGUCCUUGUAACAUAUUUGCACAAAGGAGGAACACAGGAGGGUUUGAGGCUUUUACAACAUUGGAGAACGCAUAGGAUGGAAGCUGUUCUGUUCCUCCUCAGUUUCUGGUCAGUAAAGCAGACAGAAUGAUGCUUUUUGUGUCCGACGGAUGUGCUUUUUACUUGUUUAAAAAAUGAAUGAAAGAAAAAUGACUUUUGAAUAUUUUACAGCAACACAGCAAAGUUAUCUAGCACUUGUGGCAUACAGCCUAGAAUGUUUUGUAUUUAUGUAGAGCAUUGUUUUAGGUGAACUACAAACUACACUACACAGACUGGCCUGUGUGACUUUUUUGCUUUAGGUUUGUUUUCUUUUUCUUUUCUAAUCUUCUUCUGGAGGUAUUUUUGGGGCUGGAGGAAGACUAGGAAAAGCUUAGGGUUGUUCCUUUAGAACAUCUGGAAUCAUCAAAGGGCAUUUCCAGAUGCUUGACGGAUAUAUCAUCAGUUUGUCAAAAUAAAAUAAAAUAAAAAAACACUUAUCAGCCAGUAAUACCUGUGACCACUGUGGCUCGAGAACAGUUCUAGGUUUACAAAAAUGUAAGAAAUGCAUAUUAUUUUUGUCACUUUGUUUUUCCAUUGUUACAAUAGAACUUUUCUUGGGACCUUUGCUCUAAUGUUUGUCUUUGACAGCAAUUAUAAAGUACCUUGUUUUUGAAUA